Messenger RNA from Lepisosteus oculatus (spotted gar), 1173 nucleotides. RefSeq names its product GTPase IMAP family member 9-like. The record is from RefSeq and is a predicted model, not a curated record. Gene Ontology annotation, molecular function: GTP binding. Lineage: Eukaryota; Metazoa; Chordata; Actinopteri; Semionotiformes; Lepisosteidae.
UGAGGGACUGGCAGGCGAGGCAGAGAGGCAGUGUGGGCCAGUGUGCGGAGCUGUGAGCCUGGCACAGAAAGAGGAAGACCAGCCUGACAGUCCCUCCCCGUGACGUCUGCCACGUCAUCUCUUCUCGCUGCUCACCAACCUCUGUCUACACAAUCCAGGAGCUCAUUUGCCUGCAGACUAGUCCAGGGGGAGGGAGGACAGAGCUACGUCAGAGGGCGGACUCCUGUGGACCUGCCUCCCUUUCUGAUAAACAAGGGCUAGAACCGAAACCUCUCGGAGACCGCAAUCCUUCGCUCAGGACCUGCUCUGCCUGCCUGCUCUCUGGCUGAGCGCGCCGAGACGCACUGAGCACCCGUCUCCUGCGCCACACGGACAGCACCCUCUCCCCGGCUCAGGAGCACCGCAGGCACUAUGGCAGGGCAAGGAGAGCUGCGGAUCGUGCUGCUGGGGAAAAUGGGCACUGGGAAGAGCAGCAGCGGGAACGCCCUCCUGGGAGAGCAGGCGUUCCGGGCGGAGCGCUCCCCCGGCGCCGUGACCACGGCCUGCGAGCGGAGGGCGGGGGAGCCCGGCGGGAGGCCGGUCGUCGUGGUCGACACGCCGGGGUUCUCCGAGGCCACGGAAGGGAAGAUCGCGGGGGCGCUGUCCCUCUGCGCCCCGGGGCCCCACGCCUUCCUGCUGGUGCUGAAGGUGGAGCCCUUCACGGAGAACCGGCGGCGGGACGCGGACCGGCUGCUGCGGCUGUUCGGCGGCGAGGCCGCGCGCUACACCGUCGUGCUGCUGACCCGCGGGAAGGACCUGAAGGGCAAGAGCGCCGAGGCCUUCGCGGGCGAGAACGAGCAGCUGCAGGCGCUGGUGGACCGCUGCGGGGGCAGGCUGCACGUCCUCGAGAACAGGGGGGAGCAGGGCCGCGCCCAGGCCGCCCAGCUGCUGGAGAAGAUCGAGGCGAUGGUGCAGGCCAACAGGGCGGAGGGGAGGCCCGAGUUCUUCACGCCAGCCGCCGGCAAGGGCAGCCAGAAACACGACUGCGACAUCCUGUAGACUUGCAAGGGGACAGGCAGCGGGUCUGUGUGACAGGACAGGCAGCGGGUCUGUGUGAGGGACAAGACAGCAGAUCUGUGUGACAGGACAGGCAGCAGAUCUGUGUGAGGGACAAGACAGCAGAUCUGUGUGACA